UGCAAAUUUAUUUAAGCGUAGGAUUCCGUUUCCGGCACUAGAACUGUCAAUACCAUUGUGAUAAUAUCCGAUAAAAUAAGUGAAAUAAAUGUAGUUCGAACACUCUCUGGAUACUGGAUUCGAGUCAAGGGAUCAGCAGAAACACUGUAAAGUACGUAGUAACGAUCAACUUUACGUAAUUACUGGAAUUUGCCGCAUAAAUAGAAGUACAAGUUUGUUAAUAUUUAACUGAGAGUAGAACUUAAAAUUGUUGUUCCAAGCGGAUUGACAGCAACGUCAACAGAACUGACAACGGACGUUACAGACAGUGUUGCCAUUCUGAAUAAAAUAAUUUCCACCAUUAUUUACGUUCCUUUACACGCAUACUAACAACGGAAAGUGUCAACGUCAAGUGUUGCUAGUAAGUAAUAUUGAAUUCCCCAGAUAAUAAAUACGUUCCGUUACACAUAAAAAUGGAAGGUCAAUUUCAAAUUUUAUUUGAUAAAAUGAAAAUAGAAAUGCAAAACCAAACAAAAGAGGUAACCGAUACGAUAAUGGAAAAAAUUGAUGAAAAAUUAAAACCGAUUUUGGAGGAAAAUAAAAUAUUAAAAAAUAAAAUAGAAAACUUGGAAAAAAAGGUAGAAUAUCUAAAAAGAGACAAAAAAAGUAACAAUAUAAUAAUACAUGGAUUGAAUGAGGAUGAGAAAUCUAUACCGGAUUUACUUAAUAAAGUUAAAAAACAUUUUUUGGAUGAACUUAACCUUAAAUUAGAAGAUUGGGAAGUAAAUAAAAUUUAUCGCAUUGGAAAAUCAAAUAAUAAUAACAAGCCCAGACCCACGGUCCUUGUAUUGGUUUGUGGGUGGAAGAAAAGUGAAAUCAUGAGAAAUAAAAAGAAACUUAGGGAACUGUAUAUAACUGAAGACUACUCAAAAGAGACUUUAGAAAAAAGGAAGGCACUGCAAUCUAAGGUAGCAGAAGAGCGGAAGAAAGGGAAUUUUGCUUUCAUUAAAUAUGAUAAACUCGUGGUCAAGAAAAACCCAAACACGAACGAUAAACGGAAGCGACAAACAUCAAACUCCCCAAAAGAAGACGCUCAACCAAGAAAACAACAAACAUUAAAUUCAUCGGAAUCAAAUAGGAAAAAUGCGUUUGAUAUGAUGAGGAUGCGUUCUAACUCCUUUUCGACCUCCUUUAGUACAACCAAACAAUAGCAAUCAUACACCGGCAAUCGGAAAUAUCAAUUAACUAGCAAGAUAAAAAACAAGGAAACGAACCCUCCCCCAAGCCGACUGGUCCUCGUGGGGGAAAAAGACCACGACCCUCUAAAUAUAAACAAACCCACAUCGGAUCUUUACAUAGCUACUUUUAAUGUUAGAUCACUACGAACCACUGAGAAACGUCUUGAAUUUGAAUUAGCCCUGGCAGAAAUAAAAUGGGAUAUUAUUGGAAUUAGUGAAAUGAGAAGAAAUGGAGAAGGGAUAACUGAUUAUGGGAACUACAUCUUACAUUACAAAGGUGAAACUCUAGGGCAACAUGGAGUGGGAUUUUUAAUUAAAAAGAAUCUUGCACAUAGAAUAGAAGAAAUAAGAGGAAUAUCCGAAAGAAUAACAAUACUAAAUAUAACUUUACCUUUAUAUAAAGAAGAAAAGUGGUCAAUUAUCCAGGCAUACUCACCAACUGAAUCGGAUAAAA
Messenger RNA from Melitaea cinxia (Glanville fritillary), 1671 nucleotides. RefSeq lists its product as uncharacterized. The transcript has a single exon. Lineage: Eukaryota; Metazoa; Arthropoda; Insecta; Lepidoptera; Nymphalidae. The record is from RefSeq and is a predicted model, not a curated record. Bases 453 to 1190 code for a protein of 245 amino acids.